This is a messenger RNA of Bursaphelenchus okinawaensis, 4335 nucleotides long. NCBI's taxonomy places the organism in Eukaryota, Metazoa, Nematoda, Chromadorea, Rhabditida, Aphelenchoididae. The record is from the annotation of a GenBank genome assembly.
AUGCCUUUAUUCAAAGGUACAGAGCCUUUUAGGCGAGCUUUAAUACCAGCUCCUAAAAAGAACAGCAAAGUUUACUAUUGUGAAGAGACGAAAGAAGUUUUCCAGAGUUAUGAGUAAGUUCAUCUUUGUUUUAGGUAAUUCUUUGAAUUUAGAAAACUUUUUGAUCGCAUGCUUAUGCUGAACUCGUCGCUUUGGACUUGUGCGGUUACUUUGAAGUCUGGAUUAACAUUUGAAGAAGCUAUGAAGUCGGAAAAGGUUAGUAAUUUUUUAAAUUUUAGAUGUUUAGGUAAUGGUUCAAGUCCGUUUGAAGCCUAGAUAAUGUUAUUUUAGAAUGCUCAUUCUGGAUUCCCUCUCUAUGGCCAAAGACCUUUGUAUUUUUUUGUCAAGAAUUAUUUCCAAGACGACUCAAUCGAUAAAGUUGUGAAGAAUAUCAUGAAAUGGAUGUCGAAACGUUUCUUUAAAGGAGAGUGGGUCAAGACGUACAAUGUUGAUCGGUUCACAAUGGCUAAAAUUGUGGAUGUUACCUACAAGAAAGUGUGAGUUUUUGGUUUUUACUUAUUUUUUGUUUAGGCAUCUUCCAUUGAGGCAUCCAGAUGACUACACAUACAAAGUUGAAUGUUAUGAUGAAAUCGAAGGUGCAAAUGUUGUCUACGAAUGUAGCCAGGAAAACCUCGAAAGGCUUGACAGUUAUGGGACACAAGAAGCGUUAGUAAAAUAUUUUACACAAAGUCUGAUCAAAGAAGGAGACAACUAUAAUGUUUCGGUAGGACUUUGACGUUUUUUUAGUUUAAUUUAAUAUUUUUCAUGAUAAUAUUUUAUCUAAUUACUUUUCUUUCAGCUAAAGUUGGCAUUGAGUUUGAAGAUUGAUGAAGCAUCUUUCACCGACUUUUUCACAGGUCCUGAUGUGUUUUGCACUCCAGAAGAAUAUGCGAAUGAUACUCAAAAUGAAGUAAAAACAACAUCUAGUGCGUAUGCAUUCAAAGAGAGAGUAAGUGAUGUUAAAUAUUUAGUAAAAGUGCCGUAAAUUUUUAUACAGUAGUCUCUCUAUAUAUUGAAUUAUCUUUAUAAGCAAUUCUCCUUAUAGUAAACAAGAAAUUUGUUCCCGCCAAGUCAAUUUGCACUAAAAAGUGUAAAGACAACACCCUUUAUAGUAAACACGAAAUGUCGGUCCCUUCGGAUUGCUUAUAUAGAGAGAGUACUGUAGAAGUUUAAUUUUUUGUGUAGAGGUUUUAUAGUCUUACAUAUAUAUGGAUUUGUUGCAGGAUUGUUUAAUUCGCAAUUUUUCAGAACGCUAAGAUAAUGCGAAACAAGAUGUUACAAGAGCGAAUUCACAAAGGCAACGAAUCUGUUGAUGAAAGCGAGAUGGAGGUUGUUCAGGUAAGUUUACUUACACUGAUUUGAUAGUUUUUAAAGUUAAAUUUUAAGUGAAUGUAUAAUAUUAUUUUUGAAAUACUUUUCAAUUGUUUUAUUUAAAUACUUUUUUACAGAAUCUACCGGAAUUCACUCUAGUUUCCUUGCCCAAUUUUGUGACAAAAGAUGACUUUGGCCAACUUCUUACAAUCUACACAUUCUUAAAAGCAUUCAGCUCUGAAUUAGAAUUAGAAGGGACCUUCUCCUUCAGAACAUUGUUGAAAGCGGUCUACACUGUAUAUUCUCAGGAGUUUGAACGUUUCAUCUACAUCUUUAUCAGUGCACGCAAUGAAUGUGUAGCUACGGAAGACUUUGAUGAAGCAGAUGUCAAUGAUCCGUCUGACAUUCCUGAUGAAUAUCUUAAUGAACUGGCUGGAAAAAACGGUCUUGAAAUCAAGAAAAGAUGUAAAUUAUUGGAGGAGAUCAGAUUGAAGUACGGUCAUUCCUUGCAGUCGAUUCCAGUUGAUCAGAAGAACAUCACCGAGAUUCUGAAUCUCACUUUGCAAACUUCUGGAUUCUGCCCGCGGAAUGUGGCCAUGAAUGUGAGGAAAGAAAAAAGAGGACUGAUUAGUUGUGCUGACGACGAGUUGUUACAGUAUUCACUCAAAAAUCCUCAAGUCAUUCAGAAGCUGUCAGAGGUAAAGCAUAGACUUAAUUUUUUGUAUUAUUAUAGGCUAAUUUUGACAAUUUUUUACUAAUUACCGAAUUUUGAUCUUUAGGCACACAUAUCAGCCUUGUCAUCGUCCGAACGUCUUGAACUCUUGCACUCAUUUGUUCAAAACCUACUUACUUAUGGGAGAUUCCGUACCGUGCACGAAACUAUGUAUGCUGACUUUGACCACCUACUGGAUCAAACUCGAAAACUGUCCAUCAUCGAGGCACAGUACAAAGGAGAGUACGAAGAUACGGAGAAGUUGAUGAGCGUUUUCCGUGAUUUCAAAUUCAAGAGAAAUGGACAUUCAAAGAAGAUCGAGGGUUACCUACAAGAAUAUCGUGACAAGCCAAGCGUUUUCAAGUGCCUUAAAAUUGCGCAGAUGAAGUUCAGAUUUGAAUAUUUUGUUCAAGAAGAUCGUGAGUUGUUGUUUGACAUUCACAAGAAGGCGGUUGCCAUCAAGAUCAAGGAGAUGAGUCAGAUCGCGCAGAACAUGUUCAGUAAGUUUUCGGUAUUUUUUGUUAUUGAUACGUAAUAAUUUGACUUUUUUUGAUUUAUUGGACAGUGGUUAGUUGAAAACGACGUUUAUAUGAUUUCAGAAAAGAUGGGUGGCAUACUACUUGGUACUGAUCGGCAUCUUCGCAAAUACUAUUACAUCUAUGACCUCUCGAUUGUCUUGAUUGAAAAUGAAAACAAGUGGAGGAUCAUUACUUCGUACAAAGACAUUGGCAAAGUAAGAAAUGUGUUUUAUUUGAGUAACGGCAAAGAUUGUAUCUUAUAUUUGAAGGUGGAAUGUCAUAUUAUGACAAUUCUUAAAAGCAAUAUGAUUUGUAAUAGAAUUAUAUAGCAUAAAAGAUUAUUUUUAAUAUAUUUAUAUGUAAUCGCAAGAAAGAUUAUACUUUUUGUUGUUGUAGUUGAUGACAAUGCUUCUACCAUGUGGAAAGAGAGAAGGAAAGUUGUUGGCAGCUCUGAAGUUGUGUGUCGAGAGAAUCGGCCGAACAAGCGAAGCUUUUGGCUACACAGAGGCUACACUCUUUCAGUUCCCUACUCCAGGAAUUGAAGAGUACAAGAUGGAUCUAUUCGCUGCUGACAAUGCUGUCAGAUCUGAACUUUUGCAAUUUGGAAUCAAGGUAAGUGAAUUUAGGUAUAAUAAGGUAUUGUUGUUGAAUGUAUUUUCAACUUUCAAUAUAACAUUUUGCAUCAAAUAGCUAUCUAAAAUAUGUGAUAUUGCAGCUAUUCGAAAAGGCGUUUAUUGUUGAGCCAUUGGUGACCAAAUUUGCUGAAUGGAAGGAGAAGUUGUCGACCAAUUGUGACACAGUUGGAUUGUAUGGCGAAAAUGACUUUACUAUUGAAUACAACGACGAAGUUGUGGUUGAAAAAGAAAACGUAGCAAGUCUGUCACGAGUUCAACGAUUGGCUGUAGGGCUCUUCCAGAUCCUAAACAGCAUUCAACUGGAAUGUAUGAUGGUUCCUUUCAUCGACAACUACGACAACGGUAAUUUGUUUUAUCAAAGUAUUUAUUUUUUGAAACCAGCGUGUUUUUAAUAUUUUUUAAUCGAAAAUAACUGUUAAAUGAUAAUUAAUGAUUGUUUAUGCCUUACAGAAUUUAAACCCACUAUCACCUUGGUCGAGUUCAUGAAGUCGCUGUUGAAGAUCACGUCGGAAAGCCAGUUCUUUGUUCACUUAUCAGUAUUCGAAAACAUGAUCAGAUGGACUUAUCGUAGCUAUCUUCAAGGAAAGUGUAUUGUAUGUUCAGGCAAAGGUCCAGCAAUCAUGUUGACCAAGUGUUUAUGCUGCAAUAAUAAAGCUCAUCUGGAGUGUCUUGAUGGAGUCGAGAAGCAGGAAUGGACGUGCAAUAAUUGUAUCAGAAAGGCGGCGUCUUCUUCAAGAUCAACAGCCAGAAAAAUGAUGGAGAAAGCGAUCAAAACAGAAGAAAACGACAAGGAAAACGGAUUUGACGACAUUCAACAGCCUACUGUAAGUUCAUCCUUUGAUGUUUUAUCGGUAUAAAAGUGACUUUUUGCUAGACGACUUGAAAAUUUGUUUUUUUACACAUCUAUCGGUCAGGCACAUAAAAUAAGGAUAAAAUGGGAUAUGUCACAGCUGGACAGUUAAUCAUAUGCUUUCAGAGUACAACUCGCUCCAUGAGAAAACGCGUCAGACCACGAUACGACGACUUCAUCUACAACGACCAGUUCAAUGGCUCCAUCAAGAGUGAAGGCGACGAAAGUCAGGACUCAUCAAACACCAAAAGAUCUCGCAGAAAAGUUUAA